GUUUGCUUAAUAGCACACAUUCCCAGCAGAUGAAGCUCAGAAGCCCCUUUUUCUUCAGUGCCUAAGGUUAUCCUGGCAAGAUUGUAGUGUGGCAGCCAAAAUUUGAUCAUGGACAACCCAGGAAUUUACAGUGUUGAUGGAUAUGAGAAAGACACCGGAUCCUUUACAUUUUCGGACAGGAUGAAGUUUCAGGCAUCUGGACUUACGCCCUUUGAAAUAGAUGAACCCAAAGGCCAGAAAGAGACCCGCAAAAGGUGCAUUUUGGCUCUGGUUACAAUGUACCUGAUUCUGCUCACUGCAGGCUUCGGACUGUUGGCCUAUAAAGUCUAUGAGAUGAAGAAAGACUUGGAAAAGAACAAAGUCAACUUACCUUUAGCAGAAAAACUGGCAAGCUAUUUUGUCAACGACACCAAGCUUGCCAAUGAUAUUGAGCAAAUGGACGCAAGCUCACAAAGACAAGGAGACAAUUGGAUCAGAAAUCUAAAGGAAGAAAUUCACAUAAUCAAACUGAGCAACCAACAUUUACAAUGGAGAAUGACCAAUUUUACAGAACAACUGGAAAGUCGUGCACUUCAAGGGCCUCCGGGACCUCCAGGUGCAGGAUUGCCUGGACCAAAAGGAGAAAUUGGAUCUCCAGGAAUGAGAGGACCUCCAGGUACCCAGGGAGAGAAGGGCGAUACAGGAACCAUGGGGCCAAAGGGUUCAAAAGGAGAGCAAGGACUGCAAGGUUUAAUUGGACUUGAUGGUGAAAAGGGAUCUGAAGGAAAUCUUGGGCCGGCUGGUCCAAAAGGUGAACCAGGAACAAAAGGGGAAAUGGGAGACAGGGGACCUCAAGGUCUUCCAGGACCACAAGGACCAGCUGGUGGAAAGGGGGAUCUGGGCCCACAAGGACCAGUUGGUCUUAGAGGAGAGAAGGGCGUGCAGGGAGAACGAGGCCUGCCAGGUACAAGUGGUCCCCAAGGACCUCCUGGACAACCAGGUCCUGCAGGCAGCAUGGCACCACCAGGACGUCCUGGCCCAAAGGGAGCACAAGGGGAGAAAGGACAGAAAGGAGAAGCAAGUACCCUUCCAGGAGUACCAGGAGUGAAAGGCGAUAAGGGGGAAAGGGGUUACAAAGGAGAUCCAGGCAUACCGGGAAGUAAAGGGUCGAAGGGAGAUCAGGGAAUGACAGGGAGCAAAGGCAUGCCUGGUGAAAAAGGAAGUAAAGGAAGUGCCGGAUCUAAUGGGGAGAAAGGCGAACCAGGAAGAAAAGGAGACAAAGGCUCUCAGGGAUAUAAAGGAGCAACAGGAGCACAAGGGAUUAAAGGUGAAAGGGGGUAUUCAGCAGCGAGCAGUUCUGUUGUAAGACUUGCUGAAGGACGUCAGCGUGGCCGAGUUGAGGUUCUGUAUGAAGGAGUAUGGGGUACCAUAUGUGACGACAGCUGGGACAGUAAUGAUGGAGCUGUGAUUUGUCGGAUGCUGGGAUUUAGCCGAGUAGUUGAAACCUUCACUGCAACUGCAGGCUCUGGAAGAAUCUGGUUGGAUGACGUGGAAUGUACCGGAACAGAAUUAUCCAUUUAUUCAUGUAGAAAACGAAACUGGGGUGACAACAACUGCAGUCAUAAUGAAGAUGCUGGGGUAGAGUGUGCCUAAUGGAAAACAGUUCUGCUCCGAUGUCUGAGAAACAAUACCUUAAUACUGAUAAUUCCACGAAGAAGUGUGCAUGGCACUGUCCUUCAGAGUAUAUCUCUUUGCUAAUUAGAGAAUGGAUUAAU
Lacerta agilis (Sand lizard) is the source of this 1754-nucleotide messenger RNA. RefSeq names its product macrophage receptor with collagenous structure (gene MARCO). Gene Ontology annotation, cellular component: membrane. The record is from RefSeq and is a predicted model, not a curated record. The coding region runs from base 109 to 1632 and encodes 507 amino acids. Lineage: Eukaryota; Metazoa; Chordata; Lepidosauria; Squamata; Lacertidae. The transcript is spliced from 17 exons.